This is a messenger RNA of Dentiscutata heterogama, 1233 nucleotides long. The record is from the annotation of a GenBank genome assembly. Lineage: Eukaryota; Fungi; Glomeromycota; Glomeromycetes; Diversisporales; Gigasporaceae.
AUGAGCCAGCAACGAAAAAAAAAAAUUUCUAAAAAACGCAAGAAAGUGAAACAAAAUUCGGAAAGCUCUACUUUUGAAGAAGAUUUUGCUUCAAUAGUAAAGAAUGAUAAUUGGGUUAUCAAAAAAGACUUUUCUCCGAGUUUAUUGAAAUUGCACGAACAACUUGAAAAAAAAUAUCGAGAUAUGAUUAAACUUAGAAAUCGCUGGAAAGAUAAAUUAAAUGGUUCGGUAGAACUUCGAUCACAUCCAAGCUAUGGAUUCAUAGUUGCUAUCAAGAAAGUUCGGAAUAAUAAGGAUGUCGAACGCAUACUAAAUGCAACCCGUAUUCAUCAUUUUAAGCAUAGAAAAUGGUUCAUUAUCCAGAAAUGGACACAUCUUGGUGGACAAAUCGAAGAUAUUAAAAUAAUGAUACGAGAAGAAGAAACGAAAGUCUUACAAUUAAUUCAGAAAAAGAUUGUAGAAGAAUGGUACUUGACUGUACAAAAUUCGAGAGUAGUUGAUGAAUUGGACAUAGCGAGUUCACUUGCUGUUUUAGCACGAGAGCAGAAUUUUGUGCGGCCUAUCCUAAAUUAUGGCCAUUCUCAUAAAAUUGUGGCCGGCCGUCAUCCUGUAGUAGAAGCAGGACUCCAAUCAAAAGGACGUCAAUUUGUAAAGAAUGAUUGUUAUGUUGGAUCUUUCGUUCCAGCUGAUUAUGCUGAAAUUGGCAUAGUUGAUCAAAUAUUAAGUAGAGUUGGUGCUUCGGAUAAUUUAUAUCAAGAUCAAUCAACAUUUAUGGUUGAAAUGAUUGAAACUGCACAUAUUCUAAAGAAUGCAACACCAAGAUCUUUUGUUAUUAUGGAUGAAAUUGGUCGUGGAACAGCUACUUUAGAUGGAAUUGCAAUUUCAUUUGCAACAUUAUAUCAAUUACAUUAUAUAAACCGUUGUAGAACUUUGUUCGCCACUCAUUUUCAUGAACUGCCAAACCUAAUGGUAAAUUUUGAGAAUGCUGCAUGUUAUUGUACUGAUAUUCAAGAAGAUGAGGAUGGAGGUUUUUAUUAUCUUCAUCAAAUAAAGGAGGGUGUAAAUCGAAAUUCUGCGGCGUUGAAGGCGGCACAACUUGCAGGGGUUCCACCGUCAGUAUUAUUGGUUGCUAAAAAUACCUUAAAAUAUUUACAAGAACAUUCAAAACCCAUUAAUUUGGAUCCAUAUUUUCAAUCUGAAAUCGAAAAGUCUAUUCAUAGUGAAUUAACAAAG